AUGGUGAGACCUAAGACUAGGGGAAUGAAGAAGCAGAUGCGUAGCGACGAAGUCGAAGAAAUCAGUCUCCUGAAAGAGUGGAUCGAAUCUCAGAAACCGGAUUCUGGAUCCAAUCCACUCUCAUUCGGUCCUCUCCCCAAGGAUGCAAAGAUCGGGAAGCUCGAAGACGGCAAAAACGGCGCCGUUUUCUCGCGCUACGCCGGCGUCAGGAAGUUCAAUCAGUUACCGAUAUCGGAUAAAACGAAAAGGGGAUUGAAAGAUGCGAAAUUCGUUGAUAUGACCGAUGUUCAGAGAGCUGCUGUGCCUCACGCUCUAUGCGGAAGAGAUAUUCUCGGUGCGGCGCGAACUGGGUCUGGCAAAACUCUUGCUUUUGUUAUUCCGAUCCUGGAGAAGCUACACAAGGAGAGAUGGAGUCCUGAAGAUGGAGUGGGAUGUAUAAUUAUAUCUCCAACAAGGGAAUUGGCAGCUCAAACUUUCAGUGUGUUGAAUAAAGUAGGGAAGUAUCAUAAGUUCAGUGCUGGGCUCUUAAUUGGUGGGCGUGAAGGAGUUGAUGUUGAGAAGGAGCGAGUGAAUGAUAUGAAUAUUUUGGUAUGUGCUCCUGGUAGGCUUCUUCAGCACAUGGAUGAGACCCCAAACUUCGAGUGUUCACAGCUCCAGAUUCUGAUUUUGGAUGAGGCCGACCGCGUUCUUGAUGCUGCGUUCAAAGGGCAGUUGGAUCCCAUUAUCUCGCAGUUGCCUAAGCACAGGCAAACUUUGCUUUUCUCUGCGACGCAAACAAAGAAAGUCAAGGAUCUAGCAAGACUGAGUUUGAGAGAUCCUGAGUACAUCAGUGUACACGAAGAGUCUGUUACAGCCACGCCAACUAGCUUAAAGCAGACUGUCAUGAUUGUCCCAGUCGAAAAGAAGUUAGACGUGUUAUGGAGCUUCAUCAAAACCCAUCUUAAUUCCAGGAUUCUUGUUUUUCUCUCCACCAAGAAACAGGUCAAAUUUGUUCAUGAAGCAUUCAACAAGCUCCGGCCUGGAAUACCUUUAAAGAGCCUUCAUGGGAAAAUGAGUCAGGAGAAAAGGAUGGGAGUGUACGCUCAGUUCAUUGAGAGACAAUCAGUUCUUUUCUGCACCGACGUUCUUGCUAGAGGUCUUGAUUUUGAUAAGGCUGUGGACUGGGUUGUUCAGGUGGAUUGUCCUGAAGAUGUAGCUUCUUAUAUCCACCGAGUUGGCCGCACAGCUCGUUUCAAUACUUCAGGGAAGUCGCUCCUCUUUCUGACACCUUCGGAGGAAAAAAUGAUUGAGAGAUUACAAGAAGCUAGAGUGCCUGUAAAACUCAUCAAGGCAAACGACGAAAAGUUGCAGGAGAUUUCUAGACUCUUGGCUGCUUUGUUAGUCAAGUUUCCAACUCUUCAAGAUGAUGCUCAGAGAGCCUUCAUCACAUAUCUGAGGUCCAUUCACAAAAGAAGAGAUAAGGAGAUUUUCGACGUGUCUAAGCUGUCGAUCGAAAACUUCUCUGCUUCACUUGGUCUACCAUUGACUCCUAAAAUCCGAUUCAAAAACCUUAAAACGAAGAAGAAAGGAGUCUUUGAGAGUUCAAUAGCUCUGGAACCAGAGGAUGAUCAAGAUAAUGACACACCUUCUGUUGUCGAAAAGGAUCUUCUUGGUGAAGAUUUAGAUGAAGAAGAUUUUGCUCUCAAGCCACGUCAAGUGGGCAAGGAAGGUGAAAAAUCAACCAAAAACGAAGAAGUUCCCAUGCCAGGAGCUCGUGUUUCGUCGAAGAAGAAGAUGCCGAAGAUCAAUCUCCACAGACCAAUUGGGACCAGGAUUGAGUAUGAUGAGGACGGCAACCCAGUGGCUCCCUUCGCAAAAGUAGCUGCCACAACAGAGACUGAAGUAGCCCUUGAUAAAGAGGCAGUGGAAAAUUUCCGUAGGAAAGUGGGGGAGCAACUGAGGAGGGUGGAUAAAGAGGACAAGGAAGUCGAGAAGAUAAAGAGGCGAGAAAAGAAAAUGGAAAAAAAGAUGAAGAGGAAGAGAGCCAUGGAGGAAGAGGAAGACGAAGAAGAAGAAGAAGGCCAUGAAGGAGGCUCUGGAUCGUCAUCAGAAGAAGAAAUAGGAGGAAAACGCAAAAGAGCGAAGAAAACCAACUCUGGUGAUGAAGGUGAAGAAAGGGAAGGAGGAAGAAUCAACACAGACUCUGUCUCCAUUGCUGAGCUUGAAGAAAUGGCUCUCAAAUUGAUAACGCAGUCGUGA
Molecule: messenger RNA, 2238 nt
Organism: Microthlaspi erraticum
Lineage: Eukaryota; Viridiplantae; Streptophyta; Magnoliopsida; Brassicales; Brassicaceae
Source: the annotation of a GenBank genome assembly